Ixodes scapularis (black-legged tick) is the source of this 987-nucleotide messenger RNA. It is a transcript of the gene SdhB, whose product is annotated as succinate dehydrogenase [ubiquinone] iron-sulfur subunit, mitochondrial. Bases 43 to 891 code for a protein of 282 amino acids. Lineage: Eukaryota; Metazoa; Arthropoda; Arachnida; Ixodida; Ixodidae. The transcript has 8 exons. Gene Ontology annotation, molecular function: 2 iron, 2 sulfur cluster binding; electron transfer activity. Gene Ontology annotation, cellular component: mitochondrial membrane. The record is from RefSeq and is a predicted model, not a curated record. Gene Ontology annotation, biological process: respiratory electron transport chain; tricarboxylic acid cycle; aerobic respiration.
AUCCAAUCCAAAGCCGCUCGGGAAAGAUUCUCAGGGGCAAGGAUGGCUGCAUCGGUGUACGCCAAGAAAUCCCUCCUUUUAGCAUCGUCCACUUUUAGAUUCGCAUCGUUGAGACAUGCGGCGGCGGCGGCUCCAGCCGGCGACAAGGGAGUGAAGAAGUUUGAGAUCUACCGAUGGAACCCUGAGAAGAAGGGGGACAAGCCCAGGCUUCAGACGUACGAGGUGGACCUGAACGCGUGCGGGCCCAUGGUGCUGGACGCACUGAUCAAGAUCAAGAACGAGGUGGACCCGACGCUGACCUUCCGCCGCUCCUGCCGGGAGGGCAUCUGCGGGUCGUGCGCCAUGAACAUCGAUGGCCGCAACACCCUCGCCUGCAUCUGCAAAAUCGACAAUCCUGGCCAGUCGACCAAGAUCUACCCCCUGCCCCACAUGUACGUGGUGAAGGACCUUGUUCCGGACAUGACCCUGUUCUAUGAGCAGUACAAGUCCAUUCAGCCCUGGCUGCAGAAGAAGACUGAGGUGAAGCUUGGAGAACAGCAGCACUUACAGAGCAUCGAGGACCGCAAGAAGCUGGACGGCCUUUACGAGUGCAUCCUGUGCGCCUGCUGCUCGACCUCGUGCCCCUCGUACUGGUGGAACAGCGACCGCUACCUGGGUCCCGCCGCCCUCAUGCAGGUCUACCGCUGGGUGAUAGACUCGCGCGACGACAACACCCAGGAGCGCCUCAAGCGCCUCGAGGACCCCUUCUCUAUGUACCGUUGCCACACCAUCAUGAACUGCACCAAGACCUGCCCCAAGAGUCUAAACCCCGGGAGGGCCAUCGGCGAACUCAAGAAGCUGGUGUCCGGAAUCUCGCAGAAGCCCAAACCCGACCUGUCGGGUGUGGCCUGAGCGACCCAUCGGCAGAUCCACAACUGGAAUCCCUGUGAUGUCGCACAUUAGCUGUACAGCGGACGGAAACUGUAAUAAAGUAAUUCAGGUCGGGCA